Molecule: messenger RNA, 2579 nt
Organism: Batrachochytrium dendrobatidis JAM81
Lineage: Eukaryota; Fungi; Chytridiomycota; Chytridiomycetes; Rhizophydiales
Exons: 6
Coding region: 207-2579 (790 amino acids)
Biological process (GO): transmembrane transport
Cellular component (GO): plasma membrane
Molecular function (GO): oligopeptide transmembrane transporter activity
Source: RefSeq, a predicted model, not a curated record
ACCAAUACUCUCCUGGCAAGUACUAUAUAAACGGCAAUGUUUAUAUUUGUCUUUCGUCAUUGUAUUCAUGUUUAUACACGCUACGGGUUGACAAAUUUAGUAAUUAAACGGGUACAAUUUAAGGCGUACAAUCACAAGUUUCAAUUACAAACUUAUUGUCCAACAAUUCAUUUCCCAAUCGCUAAUUUAUUCUAUUGAAAAGUACUAUGCAAGAGUCCUUGCAAUCAAAUAGAAGCUCUUUUGCUGGGUCUCAGCCCGAAACCUAUUACUACAAACCCAAUACGGAUGUCGAAAAUUUCGAUUCAAUUGAAUCGUUUGAAGAAAUAAAUGUCAACUUUUAUACCAAAGGUGUCGUUCCUGAAACUGACGAUCCUGAUGAGCCGUCACUUACCAUUCGUAUGCUGUUUUUGGGAACGAUAUGGGGCAUCAUUUUGGGUUUGGGAAAUGGCGUGUUAAACUUUAGAACAAACCCAAUUGGUAUCAGUUCUAUUAUGGCUGCCUUGAUGUCGUUUCCCAUUGGCAUUUUUAUGGCCAAACUCCUUCCAAAAGGGAUUUGGAAUCCAGGACCGUUUGGAUUGAAAGAGCAUGCUCUUGUUUUUGUGAUUGCCAGUGCAGCAGGUGGCUCUCCCUAUGGAAUCGAGAGCGUUGUUGGUCAAAUGUUUCCAAAAUUCCUUAACGAUACAAACAUUACAUUUUGGAACUCAUUAUUGUUUGUUGUCACGACCCAAAUGAUGGGAUACGGUCUUGCCGGUAUUACUCGGAAAUUUCUUGUCCAACCCUCGAGCAUGUACUGGCCAACUGUUUUGCCUACCGUUGCACUAUUUACCUCACUCCACGAAACUCAUGACUCGAGCCAAAAAAAAUCAACAUAUUGGUUAUCCAGAUCGCAGUUUUUCUGGAUCGCAUUCAUUGCCAUUUUUAUAUGGGAAUGGGUUCCGCUUUACUUUGUUUCGGCAGCGCAAUCUAUUUCAAUUCUCUGUCUUUUAUCCUCAAACAAAAUCGUUCGUUUUUUGGGUUCUUCGUCUCCAGACACUGGCCCUGGUGUAUUAUCUCUCUCACUAGAUUGGUCCAACAUCACCGGAUUCGCGCCGCUUAGUUGUCCAUUUUGGGCAUCUCUCAACCUUUUUGUAGCCAAUGUAAUUGGUCUCUGGGUCGUUCUUCCAGUACUGUACUACACAAACGCAUUUGGAAACCCCUCGUUGGAGCAUGUUUAUUCCUACAGCGAUAAAACCCCAUUUCCUCGAGUCAAUUCCGUUUCCAUAUUUCAAAAAAACGGUACAAGCAUAAGUCCUACCAUAUUUUACAACACUACCACGUACGAUCUAGACGAAACUAUAUAUAAUCGACUCCAGCCCAUUUACAUUACAGAAAACUUUGCACUCUCUUACUCUAUAGCUUUUUUCAACGUCACAUGUAGCAUUUCACAUAUUCUGCUGUGGUAUAAUAAGGAUGUUAUUCGACAGGCAAAAGAGCUAAUCUACCAGAAAAAGGAAUCUGGCGCAGAUAUUCACUCCGAGUUAAUGAAGGCAUAUCCAGAAAUUCCCGAGUGGGUCUAUCUGCUGUGGCUUCUUGUAUGGGCUACCGUACAGAUCUUUGUUGGAAUAAUUACCCCAUUCAAACUUGACUGGUGGGGAUCCUUUUUUUCCAUAUUCGUUAGUAUGGUUUUUCUAAUCCCAUACGGCAUCAUUCAAGCCUCUACGGGCCAAUCUCUGGGUUUGAAUAUUUUGAGUGAGUUGCUGAUGGGACUCAUUAUGCCUGGUCACACUAUCCAAAUCAUGACAUUUAAAACUUUGGCUCAAAAUACAAUCAGUCAAGCCUUGACACUUUCUGCCGAUCUCAAACUUGGCCGGUAUCUUCAUAUCAAUCCCAUUCAUAUGGUUUUUGCACAGUUGUAUGGAACAGUUAUUGGCGCAGUGACAAACACGGCGUCGGUGUGGAUCGCUUUAAAGUAUUUCCCUCUUGACACACCAGAUUGGGAAUACACGAGUCAUCAGAUCUUUUUUAAUGCAGGAGCCAUUUGGGGUGCUAUUGGGCCUGCACGUUUCUUUGGCCAAGACUCUCCUUAUUACUCACUCAACCUUGCAUAUUCUCUGGGUCUGGUUCUUCCUGUGAUUCCAUGGGUUCUCAAUCUCAUGAUUCCUCAUCCCUACUGGAGAUACAUACACUUUCCAGUAAUGAGCACUGUCGUCAACUGUGGAAUGUUUCAAUCCGGUAUACUUUCAUCAUUCAUCCUAGCCUUUGUAUUCCAGUUUCUCAUUGUCACGUACCAUCAUACAUGGUGGCAAAAAUAUAACUAUGUGCUUUCCGCUGCAUUGGAUGGUGGAUCUGGAUUGGCUAUUGUAGCCAUCGUUUUGGCAAGUUCAUGGCACGUCAUGCCUUCAAAUGUUCUCAAUGCGCCUCUGUGGAUCGAGAACUCAAUUUAUGCAGUGUUUCAGUUAUUUUAUGCUGAAUUGCAUGAACAGUUGAAAACCAAUGUUUGUGAUUUGUUUGGCCAAGUGAAUGGUCUUGACACGGUUUUGAUUUUGAACAAGGUUCAUGCGAGAUAUGACGAGUUGACGCCUAGUCAGACUAUUGUAUAA